Molecule: messenger RNA, 1970 nt
Organism: Penaeus monodon (black tiger shrimp)
Lineage: Eukaryota; Metazoa; Arthropoda; Malacostraca; Decapoda; Penaeidae
Gene: dbo
Product: kelch-like protein diablo
Exons: 12
Coding region: 138-1970 (610 amino acids)
Molecular function (GO): protein binding
Source: RefSeq, a predicted model, not a curated record
UGAUGUUUUCUCCUGUUGCCUAAAAGUUCAGAGUUAAAACAAGUCCGACUUUAAUUUGCUUAUUUCUGGCGUAGCGAAUUCUCCCAGCGCCAUUAUGUGAUGAACAGAGUCAAUGUGGGCGGCUCUCCUACUAUAGUAUGGAAGGUCCGACUGAAACAAUGAUGAAUCUUCGUGUAGGACAGACAGUUGUGCGGGUGGCGGGGGGAGAUGAGGGGGUGGCAGUUGCUGGGGAGACGUCCCUGCGGGGACCCCCCUCGCCCACGGGGCUCCCCUAUGCUUCAGACAAGCAUCCCAAGCUGGCAUUGGCAAACAUCAACAUGCUGCAGAAGAGGAGGGAGCUGUGUGAUGUUGUGUUGAUUGUUGGUGCAAGGAAGAUUUUUGCUCACAGAGUAAUCUUAUCAGCAUGCAGCCCCUAUUUCCACGCCAUGUUCACCUCAGAACUCCUCGAGGCCAGACAAACAGAGGUGCCCAUCCGAGACAUCGACGAACAUGCUGUAGACCUCCUAGUUAAUUUUUGCUACACUUCUGAGAUCACCAUAGAGGAAUCCAAUGUGCAGACCCUUCUCCCAGCAGCCUGCCUGCUUCAGAUGCAGGAGAUCCAGGAUGUGUGCUGUGAGUUCCUGAAACAGCAGUUGCACCCCUCAAAUUGCCUGGGCAUCAGAGCCUUUGCUGACACCCAUUCCUGCCGUGACCUGUUGCGUAUUGCCGAUAAGUUCACCCAGCAUAAUUUCCAGGAGGUAAUGGAGAGCGAGGAGUUCAUGGAACUUCCUGUGAAUCAGCUGAUGGACAUCAUUUCGAGUGAUGAGCUAAAUGUCAGAUCGGAGGAGCAAGUGUUUAGUGCUGUCAUGGCCUGGGUCAAAUAUAAUGUCACGGAAAGAAGACCUUAUCUGGCACAGGUUCUUGAACAUGUCCGUCUACCUCUGCUUAGUCCAAAAUUCCUAGUGGGAACGGUUGGGUCUGAUCUUCUCAUAAAAAGUGACGAAGCCUGCCGAGACCUUGUAGAUGAAGCCAAGAACUACCUGCUGUUGCCACAAGAACGCCCCUUGAUGCAGGGCCCACGCACCAGGCCACGAAAACCUAUCAAGACGGGGGAAGUCCUUUUUGCAGUGGGGGGCUGGUGUAGUGGAGAUGCAAUAGCUUCUGUAGAGCGGUUUGAGCCUACAACCUGUGAGUGGAGGAUGGUAGCCCCCAUGAGCAAGCGGAGAUGUGGGGUAGGCGUGGCGGUGCUCUCGGACUUGCUGUAUGCAGUGGGAGGGCAUGAUGGACAGUCCUACCUCAACAGUGUAGAAAGAUAUGACCCUCAGACUAACCAAUGGCUGUGUGAAGUGGCACCCACUAGCACCUGCCGAACGAGUGUAGGCGUGGCAGUCUUAGAUGGAUACCUCUAUGCUGUAGGGGGACAGGAUGGUGUCUCCUGCCUCAAUGUAGUUGAACGAUACGACCCACAAAGCAACCGCUGGACAAAGGUUGCAUCAAUGAAUACUCGACGCUUGGGAGUGGCUGUUGCUGUCCUUGGUGGCUUUCUCUAUGCUGUUGGGGGAUCCGAUGGCCAGAGUCCUCUUAAUACAGUGGAAAGAUACGACCCCAAACUGAACAAGUGGGUAAUGAUGCCAGCCAUGAGUACACGUCGCAAACACCUAGGCUGCGCAGUAUACAAUAACAUGAUCUAUGCUGUGGGGGGAAGAGACGACUGCACAGAGCUCUCCAGUGCCGAGCGCUACAACCCGCACACCAAUCAGUGGAGUCCCAUUGUUGCCAUGACGUCUAGACGCAGUGGAGUUGGCUUAGCAGUAGUGAAUGGAAUGCUGUAUGCAGUGGGAGGCUUUGAUGGCACGACGUACCUGAAGACGAUUGAGGUGUACGACCCAGACCAAAACCAUUGGCGGCUGUGUGGAUCUAUGAACUACCGUCGGCUCGGGGGAGGUGUCGGGGUGGUCAAGCUACCACACAACGAGGCUCAUCUUUGGUGA